Fundulus heteroclitus (mummichog) is the source of this 2819-nucleotide messenger RNA. RefSeq names its product fem-1 homolog b. Bases 464 to 2347 code for a protein of 627 amino acids. NCBI's taxonomy places the organism in Eukaryota, Metazoa, Chordata, Actinopteri, Cyprinodontiformes, Fundulidae. Gene Ontology annotation, molecular function: protein binding. The record is from RefSeq and is a predicted model, not a curated record. The transcript has 2 exons.
CGGAAGAACGUUCCUGACGGAUGUAUUUUUAUGUCGAACCUUUAUUUCCGGUAAAAUCACAGUCGCAAAGGCGAAAGUAGGAUCUUUAGUUGUUAAACUUUUUGGUCAUUGAGUAAAUGUUCAGCCAGACGCUGUAUGUCAUGGAUUGUGUGGGUGAGCAGAAAUCAGGGACUUCUUUAAAACAAACGUGACUUUUUCCGGAACCUGGGUUUCAAGUAGCUGGUUGUUAUUAAUCAGAGUAGCUAGCUGGUUAGCUAAAAGCUUCCUCACAAACUCGUUGCUAGGAGCCUAUUUGGGUUCUAAACAUUUCACCUGGCAAACGUUUUCUUAAAGCAAAGCAAUUUCAUGCGGUCAUAUAGAUUUACUUCGACAUUUUAAUGGGAGGCGGCUUGUGUAGCAGGACGGUACACCAGGGGUGUCAGCUGAGAAGAGAGAGGCGACCGUCGCUGUCCGGUGGGCUCCCAUGGAGUCUCUGGCCGGCUACGUUUACAAGGCAGCCAGCGAGGGUCGGGUCCUGACGCUGGCCGCGCUGCUGCUCAACCACUCCGAAGCAGAGACUCGCUUCCUCCUGAGCUACGUGACUCAGCUGGCAGGCCAGAGGUCCACUCCCCUGAUCAUCGCAGCGCGAAACGGACACGACAAAGUGGUGCGCCUGCUCCUGGAUCAUUACAAAGUGGAAACGGAACAGACCGGAACGGUCCGGUUUGAUGGCUACAUCAUUGAUGGAGCCACGGCGCUGUGGUGUGCUGCCGGAGCAGGACACUUUGAGGUGGUGCACCUGCUGGUUAGCCACGGCGCUAAUGUCAACCACACCACCAUUACCAACUCCACUCCCCUCCGGGCGGCCUGCUUCGAUGGGCGACUGGAUAUUGUCCGUUACCUGGUGGAACACAACGCUAACAUCGGCAUCACUAACAAGUUCAACAACACCUGCUUGAUGAUAGCUGCCUAUAGGGGCCAUGUGGAUGUGGUGAAGUUCCUUUUGGUACAGGGGGCCAAUGUCAAUGCCAAGGCUCAUUGCGGGGCCACGGCCCUGCACUUUGCAGCCGAGGCAGGUCAUCUAGAAAUUGUGAAAGAGUUAAUGGACUCCCAUGCAGCCAUGGUUAUGAAUGGACAUAGCAUGACACCAUUAAAGGUAGCCGCAGAGAGCUGUAAAGCUGAAGUGGUGGAGCUGCUGAUGGCUCAUGCUGACUGCGACCCUCACAGCCGAAUUGAGGCCUUGGAGCUGCUGGGAGCGUCUUUUGCCAAUGACAGGGAGAACUAUGACAUACAGAAAACAUAUCAGUACCUUCAUAUGGCCAUGACGGAGCGAUACCGCGACCCUGACAACAUCAUCGUUAAGGGUUUGCUGCCACCCAUUGAAGCCUAUGGGGGGCGGAGAGAGUGUCGAACGCUCCAGCAGCUGGAAGCUAUCCGACUGGACAGGGACGCCUUACACAUGGAAGGGCUGAUGAUUCGGGAGCGUAUCAUGGGCUCAGACAACAUCGACUUGUCGCAUCCCAUUAUUUACCGAGGGGCUGUCUGUGCAGAUAACAUGGAAUUUGAACAGUGCAUCAAGUUGUGGCUUCAUGCCCUUCACCUCCGGCAGAAGGGGAAUCGCAACACACACAAAGAUUUGCUGCGCUUUGCCCAGGUGUUCUCCCAAAUGGUCCACCUGAACGAAGUUGUGUUGGCCUCGGCGGUGGAGCAGGUCCUGAGCUGCAGUGUUCUGGAGAUUCAACGCAGCAUGACUCGCAUGGAGGCAGCAGUUGAAUCCGAGCUGCCGCAGGCCAUGGACAAUUAUGAGUCAAAUAUUUUUACUUUUCUUUAUCUGGCCUGCAUCUCCACUAAGACUAACUGCGGUGAUGAGGAGCGAGCCAGGAUUAACAAGCACAUUUACGACCUAAUCCAGCUAGACCCACGGACACGUGAGGGCUCCUCGUUGCUGCACCUGGCCAUCAGCUCCAGCACACCUGUUGAUGAUUUUCACACCAAUGAUGUCUGCAGCUUCCCCAAUGCCAAGGUGACUAAGCUGCUGCUGGACUGCGGUGCACAGGUAAAUGCAGUAGAUCAUGAAGGAAAUACUCCUCUUCAUGUGAUUGUCCAGUACAACAGACCCAUCAGUGACUUCCUCACACUACAUGCCAUUAUCAUCAGCUUGGUGGAGGCUGGUGCCCACACAGACAUGACCAACAAGCAGAAGAAGACACCGCUGGACAAAAGUACCACAGGUGUGUCUGAAAUCCUGCUGAAAACGCAGAUGAAGAUGAGCCUCAAGUGCCUGGCAGCCCGCGCUGUCCGACAACACCAGAUCACAUAUCGCAACCAGAUCCCCAAAACUCUGGAAGAGUUUGUGGAGUUCCACUGAACUCAGAGACCAGAAGGCUCAACAGACAUGAGGACAACCAUGUUGGUGCUUUCAAAUUGAUUCAUUUGGUGCACAAUGUAGUUCACCAGUAAAGGUUUUUAAGCAUUUUUGCAAUAUUAAAAACUGUUUCUUAUGAAUUAUUGUUUUUGCAGACAUGAAACUCUUGCAAAACAUCUAUUCUGGUUGAUGUGGAUAGUUGCUCAUUGUUGCAAUAAACCAGAGAAAGCCCAGCCCACCCCUCCUCCCCUUUUUAAGUUUCUGCCAAAGUUUUCUGCUAUUUUUGCUUAACGUUUAUUCUUGAGAUGCAGAGAAGGCAGCAGUGGUGUUGUCAUAUUUGUUCUUUCUUUCCGUUUUGUCAUGUGUGCCAUUUUAUUAACAUUCUGCAGCCUGAGCACCAGGGGAAUGAAGAAAAAAUUGUUGGACUAAAUAAAGGAGUGCCUCUAAAGACGUGCAUAGCACGCCUAUCUUAGAU